Molecule: messenger RNA, 988 nt
Organism: Haliotis rubra (blacklip abalone)
Lineage: Eukaryota; Metazoa; Mollusca; Gastropoda; Lepetellida; Haliotidae
Product: low-density lipoprotein receptor-related protein 12-like
Exons: 5
Coding region: 54-812 (252 amino acids)
Molecular function (GO): protein binding
Source: RefSeq, a predicted model, not a curated record
UUCUUCGCCCAUAAAUAGCCUCAUUUCAUCCAUGAUAUCCAGUCCUGUCAAACAUGACGUCCCUCGGUCAAUGUCUGCUCUUUUUGUCUCUUUGUUUAAUCUCUGUCAAUGGAUAUUAUCCUUCCGUGUAUUACAUGGACGAGAAAUGCUCGAGAACUGUCUCCUUCUCAAAGGACAUGCGGCUCAAGCUGACCUUGUUUUCAAACACACAUCUCAAUUAUAACUGGCAGUGCAGCACGACUAUUCGGACCACGACACCGGGAGACAGACUGUUAGUGAACAUCAGGUCGAUGAACACCAGGUCAUCCAUUGGCUGCACUCGGAACAGCCUGAAGAUUAUGGACGGCAGUACAGUUAUUAAUGGAGUAAACGGAGACUGUGGAUAUGCGCCACUUACGACCUAUACGUCAACCACAAACUCACUCACGUUUAAGUUCACCACGGAUGGCAGUUUCCAAACUGGUCAGUUCGACAUCCUUGUGACGUCAUUCAAGAACGCACUACUGGGUGUAUGCACAGCUAAUCGCUUCAUGUGUGACAACGACCGUUGUAUCAGCAACACCCUCACAUGUAACGGCUACAACGACUGCGGAGACGACACGGACGAAGACUACAACUGCAGUACGUUCACCACGGGUUCCAUCGCAGGGAUCGCUGUAGGAGCGAUAGUGUUUAUCAUUAUCCUUGUGUCCCUGUCCAUCGGUGCCAGAAUCUACAGAAGACGACGCUGCCUUGCCGCGACUCACUGUCACGCCAGCCCACCAUCAUGUGCUCCAGCAAGCUACCCUUCUAAGAUGGCGUACGGAUAUUGAUUGUGCAUUGUGUCUGACACAAGUGUUUAUCUCGAUGUUCUUGUAUUCUUGACCAUGGACUAAGGUUUCAACCAUAGCUAGGUUCUGAAACGAAACUUUGAGAAUCUUCAUCUGCAAAGACCAAAGCAUGGGUUUGUGGACUUGCAUAUCCUUAUAAUAAAGUUGUUUGUUAUAUA